This is a messenger RNA of Trichomonas vaginalis G3, 1425 nucleotides long. RefSeq names its product serine-type endopeptidase protein. Bases 1 to 1425 code for a protein of 474 amino acids. The record is from RefSeq and is a predicted model, not a curated record. The transcript has a single exon. NCBI's taxonomy places the organism in Eukaryota, Parabasalia, Trichomonadida, Trichomonadidae.
AUGUUAACAUUAUUAAUUGUUCAUUGCGGAAGUAUUUUAACCAAAUACUUCUAUGAAUCAACCAAUGGAAACAUCUCUGCAGGAAUCUAUGAGUUUCAUUUGUACGGCGGAACAGGAGGAGAUGCAUACUCUGAUGGCAUCCUCCAAAGUAACCACGGAGGAAGAGGUUCCUAUAUUAAAUAUAGAUUUCGUGUUGAGCAUAGUGAAUCUUAUGAAAUAAUAAUUGGUGGAAAUGGUCAUUCAGGGCCUGUCGGAGUCAAUCACUUUGGACUUCCUAACGGAGGAAAUUCCGGAAAUAGUCCGUCUAAUUUGAAUGGUGUUGGUUCUGGUGCAGGUUCAACGAUUUUGAAACUUGGGGGCCAAGUUGUUGCAGUUGCAGCUGGUGGAGGAGGUGCUGCUAUGAACUUUGGAGGCUCCCCAGGUGGUGGCAUCGGCUACAACUAUCGAUAUGUGAAUAAUACUUGGAUCAAAAAUUUUGACUCAAUGUAUUUCCUCGAUACUGGUUUCGGAGGAAAUGGUACUGAUAGUACUUGUUAUCCGGGUUCUGGUGGAGGAGGAGGAUAUAAAGGAGGAAUUGGUGGUAAUGGGACUUGCAUCACUCCUUAUUAUAAUAUCCUCUCCACUAGCGGAACUUCUUUUGUUAAUGAGAAUUAUAGAUUGUAUUUAUCUUCUUUUGUAGUUGAUGGUUUGCAUUCUUAUAAAGGAGAUAACAUGAUGAUAUACUCAUUAUGUGGUAAUAAGUGUACUAGCUGCAAUACAAGUUUGAAAUCACUAGAUACAUUUGUUGGAUUUAAAAUAGCGGAUUAUGAUUGUUCAUGCUUUCCAUAUAAACCGCUUUUAGAUAUGCCUAAAUCCGGAUCUCGCUCGCUCUUGCAAACAUAUAACGGUUUUAUUUGUAAUGUUUCUUGUCCUGUACACUUUUACCAAAUCAAUACUACAUGUUUUAGUUGCACAAGUAAUUGUGACUAUUGUGAUGAUAAUUUUACAUGUUUGAAGUGUUCGUAUCCAUUCAUUCGAAAAGGAUAUGAAUGCGUGGACACUUGUGGAGAAGGCUAUUAUGUGACUUAUGUUGAUGAAAAUAGAAAUGGCAAUCUUUUAUAUGAAAAACGAUGUGAAAGAUGUUCCCCUUAUUGCAUAGAGUGUGAUGAUUCCAAAACAUGCAAAAGUUGCAAAGAAGGCCAUAAAUUGAUAGAUGGCUAUUGCACUGAGGAAUGUGAAGCGGGCUACUAUGAAGAAAAUGGAGAAUGCAAAAAAUGCCCAAAAGGUUGUUUAAUAUGUGAAAGUGAUAAAAAAUGCUUGGAAUGUGAUCAAAAGCUUGUUCUCGGAGCAUAUCAAGAUGCAAAUGUUUGCUAUCCUACAAAAAAUUCUCAAUUCAAAAGAAAACUUUCUUUUUCAAUAACAGUUACUUUGACAUUGUGUAAAUGA